This is a messenger RNA of Thamnophis sirtalis, 525 nucleotides long. The record is from RefSeq and is a predicted model, not a curated record. NCBI's taxonomy places the organism in Eukaryota, Metazoa, Chordata, Lepidosauria, Squamata, Natricidae.
GUGAUAUUUGAACUCAGCCCCAUGCAAAGAGAGUGGCAAAGGAUAUUACAAAAUAUUCAGGCCCGGCUGCAGGAAGAACAUUCUCUUCAAGACAUAAUAUUCAAAAGUGCUUUUAAAAGUGCUUCAACGGCACUUCCACCAAGGGAGGACAAUCCCAAGCAUUCGGCUGAUGCCUGCAGAAUUCACGGGCACCUCUAUGUGAAUAAAGUAGCAGGGAAUUUUCACGUCACAGUGGGCAAGGCAAUCCCCCACCCAAGGGGCCACGCACAUUUGGCAGCCCUUGUGAGCCAAGAAUCAUACAAUUUCUCCCAUCGGAUAGAUCACUUAUCCUUUGGAGAGCUCAUCCCAGGCAUUAUUAAUCCUUUAGAUGGCACGGAAAAGAUUGCAUCAGAUCACAAUCAGAUGUUCCAGUACUUUGUUACUGUGGUGCCAACAAAACUUCAGACGCACAAAAUUACAGCAGAAACGCAUCAGUUUGCAGUGACAGAAAGGGUAAGUUCAAAAAAAAUGACCAGUUUUUUUUAA